Molecule: messenger RNA, 2193 nt
Organism: Lathyrus sativus (Indian pea)
Lineage: Eukaryota; Viridiplantae; Streptophyta; Magnoliopsida; Fabales; Fabaceae
Source: the annotation of a GenBank genome assembly
AUGCCAUUGCCGAUGAUAUCCUCCUUGUUUCGCAACACCAAUGUCAAUGCUUACCUUAUCACAUUCACACGUCAAAAACACUCCUUGUUUCAUCACCUCAAAUCUCCACAAAAUCUUCUCCAAACCAAAACCUUACACGCUCUUCUUCUCUUCCUCGGUUUCUUUCACUCAUCUUCUCCCCGUAAUUCACUUCCUUCACACAUCACCAAUCUCUAUGUCAACUUCGGUUCCUUCCAUUACGCUUUUCUCUCGUUCACUCAACUCCCCCACAAGUCCAACCUCGCUUGGAAUUCCAUUCUCCGAGCUCUUAUUGGUUCUAGCCACUUCACCGUAGCAAUUCAGUUCUAUCACUCCAUGAUAAGACAUGGUGUCACCCCCGAUAAUUACACGUUCCCACUUGUCCUUAAAGCUUGUUCUUCUUUACACGCUCUUCAAAUUGGAAGAUGGGUUUACCAUACCAUCCUCUCUAACGUAGAAAAGCCUAAUCUUUUUGUUCAGUGUGCUUUGAUUGAUAUGUUUGUUAAAUGUGGAAGCUUGGAAGAUGCACGUAAGGUGUUUGAUGAAAUGCCGGUGAGAGACUUGGCUUCUUGGACUGCGUUGAUUUGUGGAACUGUGAGGAAUGGUGAUUGGCUUGAAGGGCUUUCUUUGUUUAGAAAUAUGAGAUCGGAAGGUAUGAACACUGAUUCGGUUAUUGUUGCGUCUGUGUUACCCGUUUGUGGCAGGUUAAUGGAUGGUUUGAAAUUGGGGAUGGCACUGCAAGGAUGUAGUUUGAGAAGUGGCUUUGACAGUGAUUUGUAUGUCUCUAAUGCUAUCAUUGACAUGUAUUGUAAAUGUGGUUAUCCACUUGAGGGGGACCGCGUAUUUAGUUAUAUGGUUUGUAGAGAUACUGUUUCUUGGAGUACCUUGAUUGCUGGUUACUCACAAAAUGGCAUGUACCAAGAGAGCUUUGAACUGUAUGUUAGAAUGGUGAAUAUGGGUUUAAGAACAAACGAGGUUAUUGUUACUAGCGUUCUUCCUGCUUUGGGAAAACUCAAGUUGUUGAAACAGGGGAAGGAGAUGCAUAACUUUGUUCUUAAAGAAGGACUUUUAACUGAUGUAGUUGUUGGAAGCGCAUUGAUUGAUAUGUAUGCUAACUGUGGGUCAAUCAAGGAAGCGGCGUCAAUAUUUGAAUACAUGUCAGAUAAAGAUAUCAUGGUAUGGAAUUCACUAAUUGUUGGGUAUAAUCUAGUUGGUGAUUUUCAGUCAGCAUUUUUUACCUUAAGAGAAAUUUGGGUAGCUGAACAUAGGCCAAAUUAUAUAACUUUAGUGAGUGUUCUUCCUAUGUGCACUCAAUUAGGAGCUCUUAGACAGGGAAAGGAAAUCCAUGGUUAUGCAACCAAAAGUGGUCUGGGAUUAAAUCUUUCUGUUGGAAAUUCUCUAAUAGAUAUGUACAGCAAAUGUGGAUUUUUAGAACUCGGAGUGAAAGUCUUUAACCAAAUGAUGGUAAAGAAUGUAAUAACAUAUAACACUAUGAUAUCUGCUUGUGGAGCUCAUGGCCUAGGAGAAAAGGGUUUGGCAUUCUACGAGCAAAUGAAGAAAGCGGGAAUUAAACCAAAUAAAGUCACUUUUAUUUCACUGUUAUCUGCGUGUAGUCAUGCAGGUCUUGUUGAAAGAGGUUGGAUGUUAUAUAAUUCAAUGAUUAAUGAUUAUGGCAUUAAGCCAGAUAUGGAACACUACUCGUGUAUGGUGGAUCUCAUUGGAAGAACUGGUGAUCUUGAUGGUGCAUACAAGUUCAUCACAAGCAUGCCUGUGACCCCAGAUGCCAAUGUUUUGGGAAGCUUACUUGGUGCGUGUCGACUUCACAACAAAGUGGAGCUGGCUGAGCUCCUUGCAAAGCAUAUUUUCCAAUUAAACAAUAAAGAUUCAGGACACUAUGUUCUUCUAUCAAAUUUAUAUGCCUCUGGGAAACGAUGGGAAGACAUGUCAAAGGUGAGAAGCUUGAUAAAGGAUAAAGGGUUGGAGAAAAAACCAGGAAGUAGCUGGAUUCAGGUGGGCCGUCGCAUUUUCGUCUUCCAUGCUACGAGUAUCUUUCAUCCAGAACUUGCCAAGAUUGAAGAAACUCUGGAAAGCUUAUUCUUGGUGAUGAAAAGUGAAGAUUAUAUGCUGGAUAAUCUGGGAUUUUGUUCCCAUGUUAAUGACCAAAAUUUAACUUAA